Messenger RNA from Phalaenopsis equestris, 781 nucleotides. Its product is annotated as 40S ribosomal protein S26-2-like. Gene Ontology annotation, cellular component: ribosome; cytosolic small ribosomal subunit. The transcript is spliced from 6 exons. The record is from RefSeq and is a predicted model, not a curated record. Gene Ontology annotation, biological process: translation. Bases 259 to 645 code for a protein of 128 amino acids. Lineage: Eukaryota; Viridiplantae; Streptophyta; Magnoliopsida; Asparagales; Orchidaceae. Gene Ontology annotation, molecular function: mRNA binding; structural constituent of ribosome.
AUUAAGUCCGCAGAUUCACGGGAUUUACUAAAUCCCGGAUUUACGGUGAAUCGGCGUCAUUUUAGGGUUUACCAAAUCUCAGGAUUUACGGAGAGGCAUUUUUCUGUUUGGCAGGAUUUAGCCUAAACAUCCCCUUUAAGAGUUGCGAGUGGACUCGCAUGCUUUAUAAACUCCGGCAUCGUGGGCUGAAAACCUAACCAAAGGCAAAAUACUGCGGCGGGAGGAUCACUCUGCAGAAGAACAAUAUAGCCGACGGCAAUGACGUUCAAGCGCAGAAAUGGUGGCCGCAACAAGCACGGCCGCGGCCACGUCAACUUUAUUCGCUGUUCCAACUGUGGAAAAUGCUGCCCCAAGGAUAAAGCUAUCAAGAGGUUUCUGGUGAGGAAUAUCGUGGAGCAAGCUGCCGUGAGGGAUGUGCAGGAGGCCUGUGUCUAUGAAAAUUAUACCCUUCCAAAGCUCUACGCUAAGGUCCAGUACUGUGUUUCCUGCGCUAUUCACUCUCAUGUUGUACGGGUUCGAUCCCGCACUGCCAGGAGGGUUCGUGAGCCUCCACAGAGGUUCAGACGCAGGGAGGAAAUUGGAAGACCUGCUCAAGGAGGGCCACCUCGCCCUGGUGCUGCUGGUGCCGCUCCUGUUCGCCCAUGAGCUGGUGGUCCUCGUUUCAGCAAUUUAUCCGGUUUUAAUUUUCAAGUUAUGUUUCAUGCUUCUAUGUCUUGAACCGCAACACUUUUGUAUCCUCAAAUGUUGAAUUUAAGUAUACUGUGGUUUUUUCUUGGACUUA